Larimichthys crocea (large yellow croaker) is the source of this 6619-nucleotide messenger RNA. It is a transcript of the gene tmem121b, whose product is annotated as transmembrane protein 121B. Lineage: Eukaryota; Metazoa; Chordata; Actinopteri; Sciaenidae. The coding region runs from base 200 to 1378 and encodes 392 amino acids. The transcript has a single exon. The record is from RefSeq and is a predicted model, not a curated record.
ACACUUACACAAAUCAUCAUUAUUAUAGAUGAUCAAUAUUUCUCUUUAUUCUCUAUAAAGAAUAAUAGCAGGUGCAGCAGCAGCUGUAGUCCAGUCCAUCAGAGUCCAGGCCUGUCUUUGCGCAUGUCUCUCUUUCUCCACCUUUAAAAGCAUCACAUAGGAAGAAAAGAGGAGAAAGGGAGGCGACAGCACAAAUACAAUGAUCUCAGAAACUGAGAACGACAAUCCGAAGGCCGAGUAUCUCCGAUCUGAAGCGAACUAUUGCCCAGACUCCGCCGUCUCCUCUUCUCCGGAAUCUGGGCGACUGAGCAGGAGGCGGGACACCCAGACCACCAGCGGCAGCAUCAUCCCGGAGCAGAGCGGCAGCAUCCAGCCCCUGGUCUCCUCAGCUGCGGCCGCCGCCUGCAUCAUGACAUCGGGGGAGUUCAUCCAGACCGCUCCCCUGCUGGCGCACAAAUCCAAGAGGAGCCUGUUGUACAAGGCGCUCUGCUUCCUCCUGCUCAUCUUCCAGGGUGGCAUUCUGGACUUCUACCUCAUCAUCUUCACCGACCUGUACUGGUGCUCAUGGAUAGCCACGGACCUGGUGGUGAUCUCGGGCUGGGGGAUUUUCUUCAUGAAGAACGCGCGGAGCAAGAGGGAGCGGGCCUGCGGCUUCCACCAGAAGAGCUCCAUCUUCGGCUGCAACCUCGGGGAGUUCACCUACGCCUACCUGGCUUGGCUCAUCUAUGUGAUCGCCUGCACCCCGAAGGUGGUGCUCAUCCUGGAGACCUCCAUCCUGGACCUGGUCGCGCUCAAGGUGCCGUGCGGAGUGACCGGCUUCAAGAUCAUCAUGCUGCUGUCCGCGCCGCUGCUCUUCUGCCUCAUCAACUCCAUCAUCGAGGAUUUAAACGGGGCGACGCGGCACCGAUCCCAGAGCUGCUUCAUGAGCACCUGUCUGGACCUGCUGGACAGCUUCACGCUCGUAGAGAUGCUGCUCAGGAACGAGAUCCCCACCGUGUACCUCAAGUACACCGUGAUCUCGGUGUACUUCGUGACCCUGGCGGUGCCGGUGAUCUGGCUCUACGAGCUGACGGCGUCGGAGCUGCGCUGCCCUUGGCUGUGGGCCCGCUUCUCCACGGGGCUAGUGGUCAACGCGCCCCUGCUGGUGGUCAGGUGUUUCCAGGUGUAUGUCUACAAGAUGCCGGUGUCGGUGUUCAUGUUCAAAAACAUCUUCUUCUUGGUAUGUAAGUUCCUGGAGCUGGUGGAGCAGUGUGUGGCGGUGCAGGGAGUCCGGAGGCUGGCCAGCAGCAGCAACCCGGCCCAGUUCUCCCACUGCGUGUCCGAGAACGACAUGUGUCCGCACGGAUACGUCAACACCCUGGCCGUCACUCAGUCUUAGAGCCCGGGCAAAGGGUCGGCUCUGCCUGCAGUGAUGAUGGGAGAAAGUGGAGAAGCGGUGCUGCGUUCCAGACACAGCAAUUAGAAAAUCCCAUUUCUGAAUUUCUGAAUGUGAGGUACUGAGGCCAGAGUGUCAGUUUAUGAACCUCCCCAUUAAACAGUGCAGAGGGCUCAUUUUUAAAUGAACUGAGGAAAAACUGAAUUGAAUUGUCCAAACAAACCAAACUUAAAGAGUCACUUUGCCCAAAUACAAAAAUACAUAUAAAUUAUCAGUUACCUCUGGCUGCUGCCUUCACCCACAGACUGUAUGAAACAUGGGCAUAAUCUAGGUUGAAUGAAGCCUUGAUACUGAAACCGGCCUCACCUGUCAGUCAAAGCGUCCACACUGUUAAUCCUGAGUAACUUUAAGUCUUAAUAAAAUUUGAACAGGUGAGUUGAAAAUCUUUUUUUUUUAUUUGGACCUUUAAGUUUGGCUUAAGUCAUUUAAUUGUUCCCAUCAACGUGAACAGUAAAUGUAUAAAAUAGAAAUGAGAGAAUAUCUGCAGGUUACUGUGUAGAUGAGAUAUUUCUUUUCAUUUUGGUGAACUGGCCCUUUAAACAACAACAAAAACUAACAUGACAUAAAGUCUAUUUCAUGUCAAGCGCAAAUACAAGAAACCACAAAUAAAGUGAGGCACCUAGACACCUCACAGUUGGGUGUCUGUGGUCCCUGUGGGUUAGCUGCUCAGUAGCUUGUUUCUAUGAGGCUUGGCUAUAAACUUCAAACUCAUUCUCAGAUUAAUAAUGGUAAUCUGAGAAAAUGUAUAAUGUUAGUGCAAUGUUCAGCUCUCCUUUGUUUUUUCAGUCUGGCAUAAAAUCACUCCACUAACAGCUUGUCAGCGCGUUAUCUGACACGUCAAUUUUAUACCUUAGCACAGAUUAUCAGCUGUUUUAAAUUCUACCACCUGCAAGGGCCUGACUAGGUAAAAAGUACCCUAUUGAAGCUUAUUGAAGAAGUAGUUGCAGCCAUAUAUUCAAUUGUGACACAUGGCCCCUCUUGAAGAAAACGCCCCAUGAUUGGAUAAAAAUGCUCUCUGGCCCUCCCUUCCAUUUAUUGGUGCAUAUUUCCAAACAUCUCUGUAAUGAAUCAAACCACCAUUAAAUAAUGUACAGCCUGAGGGUCUGUGAAUCCUGUGAUGCACAAAAAGAGCUUAUAGAUUCACCCGCAAAGGCUAAAAACAGGGAGCAUAGCAGAUUCUGUUCAUAACAAAAGAGAAUGGAUCUUCAAAUUUCUUGACAUGUCUGGAACGCAUCACCUGUACCAGCCUUACAAUGCUCCCUUUCAGACCAGUCUUCAGGUGCUACAGUUAAAGGCAACACCUACAACAAAGAGAACAAACUGUGGUGCAGUGGACCUUGUUGAGUUGUGUGUGUUGAGUCUGAGUUUCAUUGAUGCACUUGAUUGGAGGACAGAGAAACAGCAGCUGGACUGUGUAGUGUCGGGACGCAAAGUGCAAUUUGAAGAAUCCUCUGAUGUGACUCAGCACAGCUCUGCUCCGUACAUGUACAGUAGUGUUUUCUAUUGAUGGCCGUGUCGUCUGCGGGUCUGUGCUGGUUCUAAAUGCUGUCUGGUACUGAGUGUAGAGUAGACAUGUGUGUGUAUGUUAACGCCAUGAUUAAAGAUCCAACAGUGCCAUGACAAACAUGUUUUCUACAGCCCUUUUCCAAUGGACCCAAUGAGCCAACAACAGGUUCUGUUGGCAUCACUGGCUGCGCUACUGUUUUACUACAACUGUCACUUUUUGGGUCAUGAGUCCUGAAAGAUCACUUACUACUGGUCACCCUGACAUCUGUCAUUUCAUACGUCUUGGGGUCACCAAAGGACCCAGCCUAUUUAUACCUGCACCAAGGUUUUGUUUGUGGUGCUGUUUGUUUGUCUGUCAGCAGGAUUAGCGGAAAAUGACUGGUCCCAUUUCCAUGAAACUGAGUGGACACCUCAAACAUUAGCACCUCAAACAUUAGCAUAGAAACGUCUUGGUUGAGGUCUGCACUCUCUUCUUGUAGUUCAUUAAUGGGUGUUCAUUUCUGCUUUUCUAAAAGUCAUCCAAGAAUACAAAACAACUCAGCAGACUCUGAAAAAGAUUUUCAACACACCUGUGAGUCAACAGUCUGAAACUUAACAUCCCAAAAUCCCAGUAAUCUCAGUAUGUCAUGACACAAUAAGUAAUGAUGGCAAGUCAUUUAUGAGAUGAGGAAGUCCUCCUCACAGUCUGGACCUUAAAGAUACAUGAGGACAUGAAGAUGCACUGAUCAAUAUUGUUAUAUUAACAAUGGAUCGAAUGGCGGUUUCAUUUUAAUUCACUGUAAAGAAUUACUCCCAACUGUGCAGCUCCCCUCAGCUCUGCUGGGAUUUGUAGUUUCUUUGACCAAUAAUGUUGCUCUGUGUACUGAACUUGUCACGACAACUCUAUAAGGUAUUGAAAUGUGAAUGUUGUGUUUUUCAGGCAGCAGGCAGAGGAUGAUGUCAUUUUUGUAGUGUUUGAAGGACUCCAUGACAGAGCUGUUUCAUCUGAGCUCUGUUGGAACUCUGAGCUUGGCUAACAAUUUCCCCCUGCUUCCAAUUUUGAUGCUAAGCUAUAUGUGUCUAUAUAGGGUGCACAGAGACAAUAUCGACCUUUUCACCUGACUAUGGAAAAGAGUCAGAGAGGGUUCCAUUGAAAUGAACCAUGGAAUUCAAUCACACACAUGCUGAAUCAAACUGUGUUGAAAAACACCUUUUUCAGAGUGUACGUCGAAUUUUACUGAGAGACAAUAUGUAUCCAGGUGCUGCUUAUACUCAGCAGUGAGUUUACUUGACCGACUCUGCAGCUUUGUUUGAAUAACAGCAUGUCAUGGUACGAUCACUGUCCUCCACAAAGAGCUCUCCUAUAAGCUUGUAGUAAUGUUGUAUCUAACAAAUAUGGCCAAUCAAAGUAUAUUAGCUAAGUAUAUGUAACUGAAAAUGAUGUAUUGUGAAGAAUUUGUGCAAUAUGGGUUACAGGGGUCUAAACUGAUUUUAGUGCCUAUUAUUUUAGACCUGAAUGAACUCGUAGUUCAUGAUGUGAAUUUAAUCAUAGUGAGGGUACCUGUGCAAUCUGCCAGCUUUGUUUGCUUCUCUGUGAGCGAUGGGUGUCUGCAGGUCAAAGGUUGUGCCUUGUGAGCAGUGGAGGACGGCUGAGGGGUCAAGACUGAUGAGAAGGAAAGUCCACCUUAAAGGACAACACCAGAGUUUUGUCCAGUUUUAUAAGAAUAUUGCAGAAUUUUUCUUUACAGUGGACUGUCAUGUUUCGCAUUUCUGUCUACUCUCCACAAAUGUCUUCAUCAUUUCAAUACAGCAUUGGAACUAAACUUGCAGAGUACUGUUGGUUUGGGUCUCUUUUUGCUGGUUUGAUUGUUGAGUUCAAAGGAAGAUAAAUCUUCAGCCCCAUUCAGCACGAUCCAGGCCUUAUCACCCAGCAUCCCCACAUCAGUGGCUAUUGGACAUGCGGCUGAAACUGUUGGGUGUCUACACACAUGCGAUAAUACAGACUGGACUGGAAUAUCAGUGAAUUGAAGUGUACAACUGUGAAAACAUAUGAAAUACUGACAUGAAAUUCAAGUUGACAUUUGUGAGCUCUAGUAUGUGAAGGUGUGUGUGUGCAGGUGGUUUUCAUGCUGUAUUGAAAUAAAGUGGUGCUGAAGACUAACUCAAUCUCAAAACAUGCAGAAAGCAGCCAAAUUUGAUACAAAGUAUACAAGGUCAAAAACCAAGUGUGACUUCCCAAACAUUUACUUCUGAUCUGACUCAUCCCCUGGCAGCCAUCACACUGAAGUAAUGUUAGCCAGUUCUGCAUGUUGGCUAAAAGCUCCAUUUAAAUCAAUGUAAAGUGAACUGACUGUCUAAUUUGAAGGAACACUGUCAGGAUUUUUUAGCUCUCAUUGCUAUUCCAAAUUUUAAAACAACAACAACACAUGCAUUUGUAGAUUCUGGUUCAUUUUUGUACACUUCUAGACAGAGUGAAUUGUUCAUUCGUUUAAGGGUCCUGACACACCAAAAGAAAUUGAUGACAGGUGUAUUGCCUCAGGCUGAAUCAUCUGAACUUUGAUUGGCUGGCUCUGGUUGGCUAAACAGUCAAAUACCACCUGUCAGCUGCAGUACUGAAUUCAAUCCAGGUUCAUCCUAAAUUGGAUCCAGAGAUCUUUCAAACAUAGACUCACCUUACUUCACUCUCCAAACUGAAAUCAUAUUUUGAAUCAACACGUCUUUCAAAGAGAGGAUCCUUGAACGGUGUAUUCAUUUUGCAGACAUCAGGGUGCUGUUGUGAAGUUGACCCUGAUGUCUGUGGGUGAUUACAGAUUACAGAGCUGCCGCUAUAAACACAAUAUGACAUGCUGAUGGCUUCAGUAUUUCUCUCGGCUUUGUUUGUCAUGUUGCACUGAGAACAGCUUCUCUUUGUUUAUUGCUCACCAUAUCUUGCCAAAGUAUUUGAAAUGCUAUAUUUUGUACUAUUUUGUAUUAUUUCCUUGUGCCAGUAAUCUAUUAAACCUUUGCAUACGUAUGGUUUGCAUAUGUACAGUACGCUGUUAAAAAGGCAGUCUUGAUUUGGAUUUGCACAUGAAGCUUAGCGCACAGUUUAAUCACAAGCAGGACCUUUUGUUUACAUCCAAUGUGAGACUGAAGUAUAACAGGCCUUUUACCUGCAUGAACAAGCACAGUGCUGAACUACACUGAAACUACCAAAGGCUUUCAUGGACAUGGAUAUUCAAACCAAACCGUGCUACACUGAUUCAAAUGGUUUCUUCUCUCCUGUCUUAUAUUCUAUGGGCUUUCCUUUUCUCCAAACUUGUUUACAGGGAAAGAACAUCGCUGUUGUUUACGGAUAGGAUUCUACCUGUACUGUUAACCUGUGUGAUGUAUAUCUGUACUGAUAUAAUCCAAUAUAUGUACUGUAGAUGUAAGACAGAAUAUUAUGUGGUUGAAACCUCAAAUAAAUACAAGGAAAGUACUGUACAAAGUGGUUAUUUAUUAUUGAUUCGUUAGACCCAUUACUGAACAAACACCUUCAUUGUCAGAGAAAAUGUAAUCAUUACUCAAACUGAUACACUGAUAAAAACGUUAGACAUUCCUGGAAUAUAUCUGACCACUUUAAACACAUCACCUCUCUUUUACCUGUGUGCAGAUUAACAGCAGGAAACAAUAAGAUAUUUCAGUUCAGAAUCAAAGAGCAGGGCUUCUUUCUACAUU